This is a messenger RNA of Apis laboriosa (Himalayan honeybee), 6457 nucleotides long. Its product is annotated as protein RUFY3-like. Gene Ontology annotation, molecular function: metal ion binding. Lineage: Eukaryota; Metazoa; Arthropoda; Insecta; Hymenoptera; Apidae. The record is from RefSeq and is a predicted model, not a curated record. The coding region runs from base 720 to 2561 and encodes 613 amino acids. Gene Ontology annotation, cellular component: cytoplasm. The transcript is spliced from 9 exons.
CGUCGUAAAAAUUUUCGCGAGCAAUCGACACACUUCAUACGCGAUUUUCCUCGGCAGUGAAUCAGUCUCUUCCACGUUAAACUCUUAAGAAGCCAAUUGACACGAAGUUACAGCUACAAUGUAGCUCUAAAACCGAAACGCGAACGCGAUUGUUUUUUCCGCUUCAGCAAAGAUUUCUUUUCACCGCUUUUACCGCAGUGUCUAUAUUUCAUUUUCUCCAUAACACGAAUUUAACACUUAACAAUUUUAACGAUACCCGUAUCGAACGAAUAUCGCGAAUUACUUCUUAAAACUUCUUAAAAACAAUUGCUAUUCGUGUAAAUAUAAAACAGUGGUCAAUAAUUAAAUACAUAAUCAUCAUUAUUCGAUAUACCAACCAAAAUUACCAAUGAAACACGUCGAGUCAGCUGAUUGAAAUUCUCAAGAGCAACCAAAACCAACACCUCUACCAAGAAAUAAUCAAAUUGGGACAUCGUAGUGGCAAGAAAGACGAUAUCGAGAUAAAGUAAUCAAACAACUCCGAUCACAGAACUCGAAUCAAAAUAUUAUUAUUCUUUUCCGAGAGAAAUCGAAUAUUUUUUGGAAAGUUAUAUAAAAAAGGGAAAAAAAGAAACGUUCGCUGGGGGCGAUCGAUAACGAGAAGAGACCAGUUCCAGUUAACCCAAACACAAGUACUCCGUGUGCGGAGCUUAAAGGGACCCAUUGUUACGAUUUCUUCUAUGCGGCAAGAAUCCCAGAACGGUCUGAAGAUCAGACCAGCGGGUGACCACGGUGUGCAUCACGGUGGUGUCAUGCUUGAGGAAGACAUGGCUGGCGCCCAGGAUACUAUAUACCUGUGCAACUUCCGUGUGUCGGUGGACGGCGAGUGGCUGUGCCUGAAAGAGCUUCAGGAUGUCGAGUUCUCGUUGCACGACUCGAUUCAACGAUCCCCCUCACCACCGCUUGCGCUAAGUGCACGAGAUCCAGUCAUCAUCGAGAGGAGUAACCUCGUUAAUAUCUCGAAAUUAAUCGUGAAGGAGCUGAUCGAAACGUCUUUGAAGUAUGGUCGAAUGCUCGACUCUGAUCAUAUGCCAUUGCAACAUUUCUUCAUCGUUCUUGAACACGUGCUUAGGCAUGGUUUGCGACCAAAGAAGGGUCUCCUUGGACCCAAGAAGGAGCUUUGGGAUAUUCUACAACUCGUUGAGAAAUAUUGCCCCGAAGCGCAGGACAUUACGUCCAGUAUUCGUGAUCUACCUACUGUUAGGACCGCCAUGGGUAGGGCGAGAGCAUGGUUGCGUAUGGCGUUAAUGCAGAAAAAGUUGGCGGAUUACUUAAAAGUUUUGAUCGAUCACAAAGAGGACAUACUGUCCGAGUAUUUCGAGCCUGAUGCUCUGAUGAUGAGCGAGGAGGCGAUCGUUAUAAUGGGCCUGUUGGUGGGUUUGAACGUGAUCGAUUGCAAUUUCUGCGUAAAGGAGGAAGACCUCGAUUGUCAACAAGGGGUGAUCGAUUUUUCAUUGUAUCUGCGGAACAGCAAUCAUAUACCUGGUGAAUCCCCAGACGACGAGCUGGAGAAUGACAACAUGACCACCGUGCUCGAUCAGAAAAAUUACAUCGAGGAGCUGAACCGACACUUGAACGCGACUGUGACCAACCUUCAAGCUAAAGUGGAAUCAUUGACAACGACGAACGCUCUCAUGAAGGAGGAUCUCUCUAUCGCUAAAAAUAAUAUAUUGUCCCUUCACGAGGAGAAUAGACAAUUGAAGAAAGAGUUGGGAAUCGAGAUCAAAGACACGAACGAGAACGGGAAACCACCGAUCAAAAUCACUGAAACGACCACGGAAAUCGAGGAGUUGAGAAGUAGAUUAGAGGCUGAAAAGAAAAUGCGGCAGGAUGUAGAGAAGGAAUUAGAGUUGCAGAUGAGCAUGAAGUCGGAAAUGGAAGUGGCUAUGAAACUGUUGGAGAAAGAUAUUCACGAGAAACAAGACACGAUUAUAUCGUUACGGCGACAACUCGAUGAGAUCAAAUUAAUUAACUUGGAAAUGUAUAAAAAGCUACAGGAAUGUGAGCACGAACUAACGCAGAAAGGGGAAAUGGUGAGCCGGCUGCACGCGAAGACGAAUCAAAUAGGGAAGAUCCUGAAUAAUCUCGAGAAGUGCAACCACAUGAAAAAGGAGGUGGAGAAUAUUCGUAGCCCGACGACACCGAGCAGUGUAUCGAAAUCGAUUCUAAAUAAGACCAGUCCCACCUCGCCCAGAUGUUACACGUCCGCUGACAAUGCGGUCGAUUAUCAACAACAUCCCCAGUCCAAUAAUCAGCAACAAUCGGCUAACAAUCUACAAAAGUCGACUAAUAACCAGCAGCAAAUAUCAUCAUCCAUUAACCAUAAUCACCAACAAUCCAAUAACGUUCAACAAAAGUCUGUCGUUAAGCAAUUAGAUUCCCCUAAUAAUAACAAACAAACGAGGGUAGACGCUCAACAAAAUGGCGCCAAGUGCAAGGGUACGGCGAAGCCUGAUAAAAGAGAGCAGAGUAACGGUGAGGUUUCCGUGGGGGAAUCCGGAGAGGAACGAUCAACCGCAUAAAAUAAACAUUGUCUUUCUAGAGAAAUGGUUUUUAUACUAUGCAUCUUCUAUCACUACGUUUAAUAUUUCGAGCAAUCGAAAGCGUAAUCGAAAGACAGUUAAUUCUUUAUACGAAAGGUGUUCCUGAUAUGACCAAUGACAUUUUGAAAAGUGUCCAUGUGUAUAAUAUUAUAUUAACAUUAUAAGUUUAUAUUAUGUAAUAUUAUUUUAAAUUUUUCUUUCUAAGAUGUUUAUCGUAAUAAUAUUUAUAUACUUUUAAUUAUUAUAGCAGCUUUUUAAACAAGUUGAGUUAACAGAAAGAGCUUAAAUGUUAUUUAAGUCGGUGGAUAUAUAUAUAUAAUUGUAUAGUGUAAAUGCAAUCGAAGCCUAAAUGCAUAACUGUUUGACAUGAGAAAAAAAAAUUAACGUUUAUGGACUCUAUGGUUGUUAUCGAUUAAUCGUUAAAAUGUUGUUGGAUCAUUCAGAAGCACUGCUAUUAUAUAUUUAACACUAUAUCAAAAUAUCACUUAGACCUUUCACAGGACAGAACUUUAUAUAUAUAUAUAUAUAUCUAAAACGCGUAGAAUAUUUAACGAGGAUUUAAAACGAAAUAUCCGAUAAUUAAUUAUUUAGCAUUAUUCAUGCAUCAAUAGGCUUUCAAUACAGCAUUCAUCGUGGUGUGUUUCGAUCGAGACACUCUAUGGAAUUAACUGUGCUCUGUUAACGGCAUAGUUACGCUGUUUAAUAAUAAAAUUGCUAUUAUCUGCAUGGAACUACUACCGAGGACAAUAAUGUUAAUAGAUAUAUAUUUCUUUUUUCAUUAUCUUCGCAAUUGGUUUCCGUUUUAUCUUCCAUUAUAUUCUGAUUAUUAUUACUCUAUUAUCAUUGUAGAGUGUCUCGCACAUGUGUUUUCAAUCUAAAGGGGACGUAUAUUUAUAUUUUGAUUGAAAUGUUAAUUAUCUUGUCACAUUGGUAGCAUUGUAUCUUCCUAAUAGACAAUUUAUUAUUGAAUAUUUAACAGAAGAGAUUUAAUUUUUUGAGAGAAAUACAGUAGUGCCAAGUUUUAGUAGUAUCCAAACUUUAACAAAUCUCAUCUCCAUCAAUUCUUUAAGGUGUGAUCUUGAAGAUUUAAAUCAUGCUGGAAAUUUAACUUAGAUUCUUCCUCAAACUCACAUUCAUUUCCUCCACUUCCAAACUUCUAAAGUUGGUACUACUGCAAAUGAUCUACCACCUGACAAAUGAUUAAUAUUCGUUCAAGGAGAUUGAAAAUUCAUUUUUCAAUGCAUGAUUUUUCAGUUAUGUUCGGAAUUCUUUUCUUUUCUUUUUUUUUUUUCAAAGGAAUUCUUUUCUUUAAAUCGUGAGUUUGCAGCUGCAAAACAUUUACAUCUCUAUAGAAUUGUGUGCGAAUUUCAGGGUUGUUCCUUUAAGUAGUGAGAUAGAACGAAACGAUUCUUUUACUGAAACAUAGUUUAUUUCAGGAGUGCGAAGGCUCGCUUAAGCAUAAAACAGAACUGAUCACUAAAUUGGAGGCUAAGACGCUAUCGAUGACUGAGACCAUCCAGAAAAUGGAUGAGAAGUAUGUUUAAUUUUGUCUUUCAUUAGUGUUAAUUAAUUUGUAAGCACUUGACUGAUUCGGUAUUCUAGAUUAUACGUUACAGUUCGAGCUAAUUUAUUAAAGUCAAUAAUAAAAACGUUCUAUCGCGUAGAAUUUAUGUCGUUUUCUGGUUACAUAUCGUGAGUUUCGCCGCUUCACGUCAUGGUUGUAAAAUUUUGUUUUUGUCACGUUGAAAUGUUCGCGUAGCAUCGAAUCAUCAAUGCGAUUAACUAACGAGAAGUCUUUGGUAUUACGAAUCAUGGUUUCGAUAAUUUGAUGAAAAAAAUUAAAUUUGAUUAAAAUAUCAGACAAUUUUUCUCCCUAUAAAAUUUAUUUAAAAUGUUGUUCUAGUUGAAACAAAUAUAUUAAUAUAUUGUUGAAGUAUUAAUCCUUAAAUAUAUGGCUACUUUUAAAUAUAAUAAUAUAACUUUUAAAUUGCAAAUUUAUAAAGAUACAGAAGAUACUAAUUUGAAAAGUUCAUAUUAUUUUUGAGUUUAUUAUAUAUGAAUUCAUGAAAAAAUUGUACUAUACUAAAAUGAUUUUGAUAUUACUUUUACUAUUUGAUAUACUUUUUACUAUUUGAUUUACUAUUUAUAAUAUAUUAUAAUUGUGUCUUAUAAUUAUCCAAUAAAAGUAUCAAUAUAUAUUGCCAAAUAAUAUUUAAGGGUUAAUAUUAUACCCUAGAAAGUUAGAAAUUUUUAUUAUUUAAUAACGAAAGAAGAUUGUCUAAUUUAAAAAAUUUCUCCAUGAUGUAAAAAAAACAUUUCAAAUACCAAAGUCUUUCUUAUAUCAUUCCAUCUUCUAAUACUUCUAAUUUGACAAAAAAUCUCUCACUGCUCUUCAUUUAUCCCGGAGGAGGAACGUUAUUGAUAACAAACGACAAACGAAAAAAGAAAAAAAAAGAAAAAGAAUAAAAGAAAUAAAAAAGAGAAGAAGAACUUACUAAAAUAUUAUCUUUAUUAUCGUCAAUCGUUUUUAGCGAUUUACAUACAAAAAAAAAAAAAAAAAAAAAAAGAAACUUAGUCGUUGUGAUAACAAAUUUUCUAUAACUCGUCGAUUUGUUCGACGAUCAUUGUGUGACAACGUCGAGAAACGAUGAAUAAUAUACGCUCGAAGGCUGUAGAAUUAGAGGUGAUUUAUUUUUUACGUAGGCGUCUCGCGAACGCGAUCUGACUUAGAGUAGAUUAGCCAAGGCAAACAUAGUAUAGAUUAUCGUUAACGGGGAUGUUGGCAAACCUUCACUCAAAGGCUACUCGAUUUAAGAUUAUUAAUUCUAUACAUAUAUAUAUAUAUUAAUAAUAUAUAUAUAUUAUUUAUAUACAAGGCAAUUUCAGAAAUGGAUAACCAAACUUUCUUACUGUAUUAUUAUUCCUAAGGAUGGAGAAAGGAAAUUUUAUUACAAAAUACUAAAAAAAUUACUACUUUUUCCUAUAUAGAAGAAUAAAUAUCUAUCUAACGUGAUCAAGAUAUUUGUAAUAUUUCUCGAUAAAUUAGAUUUUAUCUAAAUCUUUGAUUCGAGUACGAAUAAAAAUUUUCAUAUAUUGUACACGAUCUUUUUUUCGUAUUUAAGGAGAAUAAAAAAAAAAAUUUGGUUGUUUAUUUCUGAAGCAGGCUUAUAUAUAAUACACAUUAUAUAUAAAUAUUAAUGUUAUUCAUGUUUCCCGCAAUAAUUGGUAGAUUUAUACCUAAAUAUAUAAUUAAAAAUAAUAUAAUGCUAUCGGAGAGGGGAUAGCGCAUAGAGACGUGUUGAUCUUUCGUAUCGUUGAUCUUGCCUUGCUCGUGCGCGAAAUAUAACUUCUUUUGUCUUAAUUAAUGCUCGUCGAUCGAAAUAUUUGAUGAAAUCUGAUGGUAUCUGGUCAAUUAGAAUAACGUAUCAGGAUGAUGAUACCACAGGAUGAAUUUACACAGGGACUGGCUUGCGAUCAUUUUUAUUCUUUUACUCUUUUAGCAUUAAUUAUCUGCUUAUUAUUUCUCUUCGACAAUUAUAUUUGCUUUUAUAUCGAUCAAAUUGUUUCUCGAUCGUGUAUAUGUAUAUAAUAUAUAUCCUUCGUCGUUAUAUACACAGACACACGUUAUGUACACAUGUUUGUGUCGUUCACGUUCAUCGAGACACAUACGAAGCAAACGUGCCAUAUACCAACACUAAUCUUUAUAUAAAUAUAAUUAUGUAUAAGCAUCGAGCAAUGGUUCUUUAUAAUGCACCGAGACACUUGUGUGCUUGUAUAUCAAUUCAGCGGAAAAUAAAUUCAUGACAGAAGAUAGUCUUUUUUUACCAUUUAAUUACCCUCAAGAUCAUCAUCUGUCGGAUAUAAUAAGGCGAUGU